Molecule: messenger RNA, 5567 nt
Organism: Zalophus californianus (California sea lion)
Lineage: Eukaryota; Metazoa; Chordata; Mammalia; Carnivora; Otariidae
Gene: TAF2
Product: TATA-box binding protein associated factor 2
Exons: 28
Coding region: 376-4275 (1299 amino acids)
Biological process (GO): transcription initiation at RNA polymerase II promoter
Cellular component (GO): transcription factor TFIID complex
Molecular function (GO): chromatin binding; RNA polymerase II general transcription initiation factor activity; transcription cis-regulatory region binding
Source: RefSeq, a predicted model, not a curated record
AAGCAAAUGCAAAACCCCUCCUAUUAUCGCGCGAGCCCCACCCACUGACACAAAACUUCCGGCUCCCGCCCUCGCCGCCGUCCCACUUCCGCUGACGCCAGAGGUCAGAGGUGACAGGCAAGAUGUCGGCUGUCUGUGGCUUUGAGCGGUUGGUGAGAGGAGCAUCUUCGUAACAAGCUCGCCGGAGACGGCUAAAAGGAGCCGAGUCGCGGGAGCAAGUUUGAGGCGGCGGCGGGGUGUGGGCGCCGAGGGAGCCCUGGCCGCGGGGCAUGACUGUCGGGAGCGUAGGGGAGCGGGGAGUGGGAGGUGCCGGAGGCUGGUGAUACCCGGCAGCCCCUCGGGAAACGAGGACGCCAAGCUCGGUGGGAGCGCUUCAUGCCGCCAACUGGUUUAGAACCCGCCAGAAUGAACAGGAAGAAAGGAGACAAGGGCUUUGAAAGCCCAAGGCCAUAUAAAUUAACCCAUCAGGUCGUCUGCAUCAACAACAUAAACUUCCAGAGAAAAUCUGUUGUGGGAUUCGUGGAACUGACUAUAUUUCCCACAGUUGCAAAUUUGAAUAGAAUCAAGUUGAACAGCAAACAGUGUAGAAUAUACCGAGUAAGGAUAAACGAUUUAGAAGCUGCUUUUAUUUAUAAUGACCCAACCUUGGAAGUCUGUCACAAUGAAUCAAAACAGAGAAACCUAAAUUAUUUUUCCAAUGCUUAUGCAGCUGCAGUUAGUGCUGUGGACCCUGAUGCAGGAAAUGGAGAACUUUGCAUUAAGGUUCCAUCAGAGUUAUGGAAACACGUUGAUGAAUUAAAGGUCCUGAAGAUACACAUCAAUUUUUCUUUGGAUCAGCCAAAAGGAGGUCUUCAUUUUGUGGUACCCAGUGUUGAGGGAAGUAUGGCAGAGAGAGGUGCUCACGUUUUCUCUUGUGGGUAUCAAAAUUCCACAAGAUUUUGGUUCCCGUGUGUUGAUUCAUACUCUGAAUUAUGUACAUGGAAAUUAGAAUUUACAGUAGAUGCCGCAAUGGUGGCUGUUUCCAAUGGAGAUUUGGUGGAGACAGUGUAUACCCAUGACAUGAGGAAGAAGACCUUUCAUUACAUGCUUACCAUUCCAACAGCUGCAUCAAAUAUCUCUUUGGCCAUUGGACCUUUUGAAAUACUUGUAGAUCCAUAUAUGCACGAGGUUACUCAUUUUUGUUUACCUCAGCUUCUUCCAUUACUUAAACAUACUACAUCAUAUCUUCAUGAAGUUUUUGAAUUUUAUGAAGAAAUUCUUACAUGUCGAUACCCAUACUCCUGUUUUAAGACUGUAUUCAUUGAUGAGGCUUAUGUUGAAGUGGCUGCUUAUGCUUCCAUGAGCAUUUUUAGCACAAAUCUCUUACAUAGUGCCAUGAUUAUAGAUGAGACACCUCUGACUAGAAGGUGUUUAGCCCAGUCCUUGGCACAGCAGUUUUUUGGAUGUUUCAUAUCCAGAAUGUCUUGGUCUGAUGAAUGGGUACUGAAGGGAAUUUCUGGCUAUAUUUAUGGACUUUGGAUGAAAAAAACUUUUGGUGUUAAUGAAUACCGCCAUUGGAUUAAAGAGGAGCUAGACAAAAUAGUGGCGUAUGAACUAAAAACAGGUGGAGUUUUACUACAUCCCAUAUUUGGUGGAGGCAAAGAGAAAGAUAAUCCGGCAUCUCAUCUCCACUUUUCAAUAAAGCAUCCACAUACGCUUUCUUGGGAAUAUUACACUAUGUUUCAGUGUAAAGCUCACCUGGUGAUGAGAUUGAUUGAAAAUAGGAUCAGUAUGGAAUUCAUGCUACAAGUUUUCAAUAAACUGUUAAGUUUGGCUAGUACUGCUUCAUCACAGAAGUUCCAGUCACAUAUGUGGAGUCAGAUGUUGGUUUCCACAUCUGGGUUUUUGAAAUCCAUCUCAAAUGUCUCUGGCAAAGACAUCCAGCCUUUAAUAAAGCAGUGGGUAGACCAGAGUGGAGUGGUAAAAUUUUAUGGAAGUUUUGCAUUUAACAGAAAACGAAAUGUUUUGGAAUUAGAAAUAAAGCAAGAUUAUACAUCUCCGGGAACUCAGAAAUACGUGGGACCACUUAAAGUGACAGUGCAGGAGUUAGAUGGAUCCUUCAAUCAUACGUUGCAAAUUGAAGAAAACAGCCUUAAGCAUGAUAUUCCCUGUCAUUCUAAAAGCAGAAGGAAUAAAAAGAAAAAAAUUCCACUGAUGAAUGGAGAAGAAGUUGACAUGGAUCUUUCUGCGAUGGAUGCGGAUUCCCCUUUGCUGUGGAUAAGAAUAGACCCGGAUAUGUCAGUGCUGAGGAAAGUGGAGUUUGAGCAAGCUGAUUUCAUGUGGCAGUACCAGCUCCGCUACGAGAGAGAUGUCGUUGCACAGCAGGAAUCCAUUCUGGCCUUGGAGAAGUUCCCCACGCCAGCCUCUCGCCUUGCGCUCACUGACAUCUUAGAACAAGAGCAGUGUUUCUACCGAGUGAGAAUGUCCGCCUGCUUCUGCCUCGCAAAGAUUGCGAAUUCAAUGGUGAGCACAUGGACAGGACCACCAGCCAUGAAGUCACUCUUUACUAGAAUGUUUUGUUGCAAAACUUGUCCAAACAUUGUGAAAACAAACAACUUUAUGAGCUUUCAAAGCUAUUUUCUACAGAAGACUAUGCCAGUUGCAAUGGCUUUAUUGAGAGAUGUUCACAACCUUUGUCCCAAAGAAGUCUUAACAUUCAUUUUAGACUUAAUCAAGUACAAUGACAACAGAAAAAAUAAGUUUUCAGAUAACUAUUAUCGUGCUGAAAUGAUUGAUGCCCUUGCCAACUCUGUUACGCCUGCAGUCAGUGUGAAUAAUGAAGUUCGAACUUUGGACAACUUAAAUCCAGAUGUGCGACUCAUUCUUGAAGAAAUCACCAGGUUUUUGAAUAUGGAAAAACUUCUUCCAAGUUAUAGACACACCAUCACUGUCAGUUGUUUGAGAGCCAUACGAGUGCUUCAGAAGAAUGGACAUGUGCCAAGUGAUCCAGCUCUUUUUAAAUCUUAUGCAGAGUAUGGCCACUUUGUGGACAUUAGGAUAGCAGCUUUGGAAGCAGUUGUUGAUUAUACUAAAGUGGACAGGAGUUAUGAAGAACUGCAAUGGCUACUUAAUAUGAUUCAGAAUGAUCCUGUACCCUAUGUAAGACAUAAGAUUCUAAACAUGUUGACGAAGAACCCACCAUUUACUAAGAACAUGGAGUCUCCGUUAUGCAAUGAAGCCUUGGUAGAUCAACUUUGGAAACUUAUGAAUUCUGGAACUUCACAUGACUGGAGGUUACGGUGUGGUGCUGUGGACUUGUACUUCACACUUUUUGGCCUCAGUAGACCUUCCUGCUUGCCCUUACCAGAGCUUGGGUUGGUUCUUAAUCUAAAAGAGAAAAAAGCUGUCUUGAAUCCGACCAUAAUUCCAGAGGCCAUAGCAGGCAACCAAGAAGCUGCGAUUAAUCCAAGUAGUCACGCACAGCUAGUUGGAUUUCAGAACCCUUCUUCAGGAGAAGAGGAGAAAAUGAUACCAAAAGAUACAUUCUUUUGGGAAAGCUCUAGAAGUUCGCUUAUAUACCUCCCACCUCCCCCAAAAAAGACCAGCAGACAGGAAAAGGAAGAUGAUCACCUUGCCAAGGAAGCAUCAUGUAAUAUGUCAGCUCAUCAGCAGGGAGUGAAGAGGAAGGCUGAUACACCACUGGGGUCCCCACUAGAACCUGGUCAAAUACUGGAGAAGAAUGAGGAUAGCAGUAAAGUCAAACUCAAAAUCAGAUUUUCCAAUUCUCAAGAUGAGGAGGAAAUUGACAUGGACACUGUUCAUGAUAGCCAGGCGUUUAUUUCCCAUCAUUUGAACAUGCUUGAAAGGCCAUCGACUCCAGGGCUCUCUAAAUAUCGGCCAGCUAGCUCCCGAUCUGUUUUAAUACCCCAACACUCAUCAGGCUGUGAUGGCACACCCACCACGAAACCCCAGUGGAGUAUGGAACUUGCACGGAAGGGAACAGGCAUUCAUUUGGGUGUUUUUAAUCUUGAAGGUAAAGAACAGUCCCCUUUGGAGAUGAGUAUGCAUCCAGUUGCAGCAGCUCCGCUGUCAGUGUUUACUAAGGAGUCUGCGUCCUCCAAACACAGCGACCACCACCACCACCAUCACCAUGAGCACAAGAAGAAGAAGAAGAAGCACAAACAUAAGCACAAGCACAAGCACAAGCAUGACAGUAGAGAGAGGGACAGAGAGCCCUUCCCCUUCUCCAGCCCUGCCAGCGGCAGGUCUGUCCGUUCUCCUUCCCUCUCAGACUGACAAGGGGGCAGAGGAGGCUCACCUCAGCGUCCAGAAGAAUAUACAUAACUGAAGCUUUGUCCUCUGUAAAGAAUGAUAAACGGAAACAAACAGACAAAAAAUAGUUGCCUUUCUCAUAGAAAUUCAGAACUCAUGUAAGUUCUAACAUUUGAUUUAUGUUAUUUAUGCAAUUGAGAUCUAAUUAGAAAAAUAUUUUAUAGUUCUGAAUAAACCAUCUCAUCCCAUUUCCUCCUUAGAACACACACACACACACACACACACACACACACACACACACACACACACACACACACACACACACACACACACACACACACACACACACACACACACACACACACACACACACACACACACACACACACACACACUCAUACACUCAUUCACACCAAACUUCAGAAAGGCCCUCACGUCCGCUGGCAGUUCCGUUCACAUCAUGGUCUUCGUGUGUACUGCCAAAAUCAAUUAUGUUUUAAAGUCUUUGAUGGAUGUUAUGGGGCAAAGUUAUGUUUUAAACAAGCUACUGCCAGAUCUGUGGUGAAACCACUAUUUCCAGUGAAAUAUUGUAUAACACCAUUUGGAACUGCUGAGAAAGACCGAGGCUUUUCUAUAGGAACCUUCUGUAUUACAUGGUAUUUUUUGUGUUAGCUGUAGAGGCUAAACAUCAGAAUUUGUGAACACAAAUACUUGGUAUUUUCUUUUGCCCUAAAAUACUGAAAUGUUUAGAAGCAGCUCUUUUUAAAAAAAAAAAAAAUUUUGGAUAGCAUUUUUCAUAGUGCAUUUGGGGAUUAUAAUGUUGGAAUGUAAUAGAACUAUCAGAUCCACAGUUCUCAAAUCAAGAUGUUUAAAUUAUGUUUUUUCAUUAAGUAUAAGUGAGUAUGUUCAUAUAUAGAAUAUGUUUGCUAAAUGUGGACAGUUUACACACCCAACACAUAAUCUAAAAUUAUUUCUGUAUAACACAAAGUCCCGAUACCUUAAAAAGGUGUUUAUAUAAUGUUUACUAACUCAGACAAGUCAGCCCUCAUGUGAAUAUACGAGAAACAUUUAAAAAUACAUGAAACAUUUUAGUUUCAUAGUUUGUGUGUUUUUGUUUUUAUUUCUGAAUUUACCAUGUGCUUUAUUCUUUGUUUAAAAUGUUUUUCGUACCUGUUCUAUUUUUAUCAUUUCCCGUACCAUUAGUUUGACAAAGUAUUUCUUCCGGAAUAGAUGUUUCAAAGGGAUCCAAUAAUGUUGGACUUUUAAAUAUACUUUUAGUUGUUUAACUUGUUUAAUAAAUAACUUUUUAAACUGAC